Messenger RNA from Effrenium voratum, 789 nucleotides. NCBI's taxonomy places the organism in Eukaryota, Dinophyceae, Suessiales, Symbiodiniaceae. The record is from the annotation of a GenBank genome assembly.
CAAUAUACCAUCGGCCUCCAGCUUGUGCUUCAAUGCCGGCUUUACAAGCGAUUGAUGGCACAAGCUUCGUGAUGUUGCAGUCUACUUCUUUGAAGAGGGCCGGCGAUGCACUUCCUCGACAUGCCUACAGCCAGAACUGCUUGGCUGGAAAGAACACACCGCCAAUUCUUCAAGCAGCGGCAGUCAAUCCAAACAAGAAACUGCUGUUGCUGACAGCUGUUGAUGAGGACAGCAAGCCUUCUGCGAGUGCAGAGGCUCCUCCACUUUGGGCGGUAGCCAACAUCAACGUGGCAGCAGCCAACCAGCUGCACAAAGCGAGAGGAGAUGUUGUUGUGCCCUACCAGGGCCCAGACAUUAAGGAUGACUACAUCCAUCGCAUUUUCUUUAGAGUGUACGAGCAGCCUCGACAGGUACCUCGGCACCUCUUGAGCGACUGGGGCCAGCUGAGGUCUUGGAUGCAAAGCAAUAGGCUCUUGGGUGAGGCAGCUCGCCGAGGAGGUGGGAUGUCAGAAUUCCUCCUGACUGCAGUUAGGAAGCGGCCAAAUGUUACAGCUUUUCAAGAUCCUUUCGUCAGGGCCUUGCUGUACCCUUACCCUUGCCACGUCGCCAGCGGAAGCAUCGCCCAGCAGAUUUCCUUGGCACCAGGCCGCCUUUGAUGGAGAGCAAAAUAUGCUGGAGGGCAGUCUGCUUUGCAGAUGUAGUACUUGUCUUUCCAUUUUGGCAGCUUCGCUGCCAUGUUCUUGGCUCAGCAACUGCCUUCUAGGCAGCAUACAAGGCAUUAACGACCAC